Molecule: messenger RNA, 576 nt
Organism: Fusarium venenatum
Lineage: Eukaryota; Fungi; Ascomycota; Sordariomycetes; Hypocreales; Nectriaceae
Source: RefSeq, a predicted model, not a curated record
AUGCGGGAUAUUGAUGACGGGAGCUUAAUGUCGAAUCUGGAAGUAUGUAUCAACACCAUUCUAUUGGCUGCAUCUUCCACAUCCGUCUUCCAUCCCGCGGGAGACAAUCUGUGGCAUUGGCUCUCAUAUUUUCUUUCACUCGCCUCACUCUUCUUCAUACCUACCUCAGACAUAAUCCAACCGCGCUAUCAACAAUAUUGCUUCGACUUUCACCCCAGUUCCCUUGGCAACAGUGCACGAUUGCGGAGAGAUGCUUCCUUGAACAGCCAAGCUUUCUGCUUAGUCGAUUCAGGGACCUACGUACGGGCAUAUGGAGCAAUCACGGUGCUACCUCAGCUACGGAUACGCUGUGCUGACUUGGACUCCCAGCCUCCGCUCCAGCUUUAUUCGUACACACGUACGGAAACUCACUCCGCCAUGAUAGUCUGGGGUACGACUCUGAAAGCAUGGACGUCCUACUCACUCUAUGACCCUGCACCGCUUUAUGAAAACAACAGACUCCUGAGUAUCGAUAGUAAAGGCCAAUACCAUGCCAUUGUCAUUUCAACUCCACUGACAGAGCUCUUUCGAGUAUGA